GCCCAGAUUUUCCAGCAACUGUCGACUUCCUCCAUCCUGGAGACAUAAAAGACUGUGGCCACGGCUGCUGGAGGAACCGUCUCUGCUCUGCAUCGACCCAGGACUGACAACAGGAUGUGGUGCGUUGGCCUCUUCGCUCUGCUGCUCCCAACCAUGGCCGCCCUGCUGCACCCAGACCCGGCACUGGACGCCCAGUGGGAGCUAUGGAUGAAAACCCACAGGAAACAAUACAACGGCAAGCCGGACGAGCUCUCGCGGCGCCUGGUGUGGGAGAAGAACCUGCACUACAUCGGCACCCACAACCUGGAGGUCUCACUGGGGCUGCACACCUACGAGCUGGCCAUGAACCACCUGGGCGACAUGACCAGCGAGGAAGUGGUGCAGAAGAUGACGGGGCUCAAGGUAGCACCGUCCCGGCCCCGUAGCAACGACACGCUGUACGAGCCCGACUGGACGGAGCAGGUGCCGGACGCCGUGGACUGGCGGAAGAAGGGCUACGUGACGCCCGUGAAGAACCAGGGUCAGUGCGGGUCGUGCUGGGCCUUCAGCUCGGUGGGAGCCCUGGAGGGGCAGCUGAAGCGGCGGAUGGGGAAGCUGCUGUCGCUGAGCCCCCAGAACCUGGUGGACUGCGUGACCAACAACGACGGCUGUGGUGGCGGGUACAUGACCAACGCCUUCGAGUACGUGCGCACGAACCGCGGCAUCGACUCCGAGGACGCCUACCCCUACGUGGGCCAGGACGAGAGCUGCAUGUACAACCCGACUGGGAAGGCAGCCAAGUGCCGGGGCUACCGGGAGAUCCCGGAGGGGAACGAGAAGGCACUGAAGCGAGCCGUGGCCCGGGUGGGGCCCGUGUCGGUGGGCAUCGACGCCAGCCUGCCCUCCUUCCAGUUCUACAGCAGAGGUGUGUACUAUGACGAAAGCUGCAAUGCCGAGAACAUCAACCAUGCGGUGCUGGCCGUGGGCUACGGGACGCAGAAGGGCGCCAAGUACUGGAUCGUCAAGAACAGCUGGAGCGAGGAGUGGGGUAACAAGGGCUAUGUCCUGAUGGCCCGAAACAUGGACAACGCCUGCGGCAUUGCCAACCUAGCCAGCUUCCCCAAGAUGUGAGUGCUGUGCUGGCCACGGCUCCGGCCCCGGCCCCGGCCCCGGCCCCAUGCUCAUGUCGCCGGCUUCUGCUCUGCUUCAUCCCCAUCCUCACCGCUCUGCGCCUCCAGCAACAUGAGAAUGCGCCUCCCCUCCGGCCGGGGAAGCUGCGCUCUCUACUCCCCAAGAGGUAGGGUGAAAGGACUGGUGUCUGCAGAGCCAGGAGGCGUGGGGCAGACUGAGCAUUUCUCCAGGAGCAGGGAUUCAGGCCCCGGAGGGAUUCAACCCCCUGCCCCUUCUUUGGACCUACCCCGUGGAGCCAGCACCCUUCAUCCCAUGCAUGCAGCCAGCCGCAGCCACCAGCUGUGCCCAUUUCUGAGACCCGUGUGGAGCCGGAGGGCUGGACCCAGGUUCUGAGGCCUCCCCAGGGCCCGGCCGUCAGUGGGAAGAGGUUGCAGGGUGCCCGCACCCCGGAGAGCUUCUGUGGGUGGCUUUCUGUUGCCCUGUCCUGUGUGACCUGGGGUGCAGCAGAGCUAGUCUCCUGUGGUCCUGGGCAACCUCUGUAUCCCUCCCUCCACGAUGUGGCGGGUUUAGGUGAGACCAACACAACUGUAUUGUGAAUAAACGCAGUGGGGAGAAGCUGGC
Molecule: messenger RNA, 1731 nt
Organism: Gavialis gangeticus (Gharial)
Lineage: Eukaryota; Metazoa; Chordata; Crocodylia; Gavialidae
Gene: CTSK
Product: cathepsin K
Exons: 8
Coding region: 115-1110 (331 amino acids)
Biological process (GO): immune response
Cellular component (GO): lysosome
Molecular function (GO): cysteine-type endopeptidase activity
Source: RefSeq, a predicted model, not a curated record